CAUUUCCUUCAGGGUAUAAAGCUGAGAAUACAGAGGGGAGGCUCAGAGUUUCACCUCAUUGCCUCAUUCUCGCUUCCAUGUGAACAUCCUGCAACAUUUCCUUCAUCCUGCCUCACCUCUCACCUGGCCAGCACUGUCCGGACCAUGUCCACUAAGCUCCUGCCAGUUUUCUUCCUCCUUUCAGUGUUCCACGCCUGUUCUAGGAAGGUUGAAGAGGAUGAAUAUGAAGAUGGAACAACUAACCAAAAAUGGGUUUUAGCUCCAAAAACACAAGACACAGAUGUGACUCUCAUACUAAACAAGCUCUUGAGAGAGUACGACAAAAAGCUACGGCCAGAUAUUGGAAUAAAACCAACAGUUAUUGAUGUUGACAUUUACGUCAACAGCAUUGGUCCUGUAUCAUCAAUAAAUAUGGAAUAUCAAAUUGAUGUAUUUUUUGCCCAGACGUGGACAGAUAGCCGUCUUCGCUUCAACAGCACCAUGAAAAUACUGACUCUGAACAGCAACAUGGUUGGCUUGAUCUGGAUCCCAGACACGAUAUUUCGUAACUCGAAGACAGCAGAGGCUCACUGGAUCACCACCCCUAACCAGCUCCUCCGCAUAUGGAAUGAUGGCAAGAUCUUGUACACUCUCAGGCUUACCAUCAAUGCUGAGUGCCAGCUGCAGCUGCACAACUUCCCAAUGGAUGAACACUCAUGUCCUCUGAUAUUCUCUAGCUAUGGCUACCCUAAAGAGGAAAUGAUUUACAGAUGGAGGAAAAACUCAGUGGAGGCUGCUGACCAGAAAUCUUGGAGACUCUAUCAGUUUGACUUUAUGGGUCUCAGAAAUACUUCAGAAAUUGUGAAAACCUCUGCAGGUGAUUAUGUAGUCAUGACUAUAUACUUCGACUUAAGUAGAAGAAUGGGAUACUUUACUAUUCAAACAUACAUUCCCUGUAUAUUAACAGUUGUUCUUUCCUGGGUAUCCUUUUGGAUCAAAAAAGAUGCCACACCAGCAAGAACAGCAUUAGGCAUCACUACAGUAUUGACCAUGACAACUUUGAGUACCAUUGCAAGAAAGUCGUUACCCCGUGUCUCCUAUGUCACCGCUAUGGAUUUGUUUGUGACUGUAUGCUUUCUAUUUGUCUUUGCUGCUCUGAUGGAGUAUGCCACGCUCAACUACUACUCAAGUUGCAGGAAACCAAGCUGUACUAAGAAGAAAAAGUCGCUACCUGAUGUAAGUUUUGGUCAUGUGAUGAAUUAUUCUGUACUUGAUAUGAGACCACCAACUACAGUCAUCACAUUGAACAAUGCCAUGUAUUGGCAAGAAUUUGAAGAUGCCUGUGUCUAUGAAUGUCUGGAUGGGAAAGACUGUCAGAGCUUUUUCUGUUGUUAUGAAGAGUGCAAAUCAGGCUCAUGGAGGAGAGGACGAAUUCACAUAGACAUCUUAGAACUGGACUCUUACUCCAGGGUCUUUUUUCCUACAUCCUUCCUGCUGUUUAACCUGGUCUACUGGGUUGGAUACCUCUAUCUUUAAAUGUUGCCUGUAGCGGUGAAGACUGCUGUGUUUUCUCACUGUGGAGGGAUGGUGAAAGUGCAGACAAAAUGAAGGACAUGGUCAGUUUCAUCUCAAAUUAUAAAGACAUUAACCUUCACCUUCUUCAUCACCAUCACAGAGCCUGAUGAAGAAUUUUAAUAUGUCAUUUCCUGAAAAAGAAAAACGUGGAAGAAUUCUCUCCAAACUGCUAUUCAUUUAAAGGAAAAAAUUCUUACAAAAUUCAGCUGAAUUUGUAGUGUAAGUGAUGGUUAUGAACAAUUAAUGUAUAUUAGAAUCUCUACUAUUCUCCCUUGGCAUAGAAGCUAUUCACAAUUCAGGCAGAGAAUAAAUAUGUAAUUUUUAUUUUUCAUUCCCAUACUUUCUUCAAAUUGCUGUCAUAUCUCUGAGGCUCAGAGCAAUGUACACUGGUACUGGUAAGUAAGCCAAAGCCAACAAAACAACUAAUUUUUAUUUAAAUUUACUUGAGCUUUAUCCCGUAGGCUUUGGGAAAUAUUUCAUUAGUGAUCUCCUUGAUACAGAGUAGAAGAUAGCAGAGAAAUGUCUCUGGUGGGAUCAAAACAUGAACAUUACUUUCUGCAAAGGUCUGGGAUUUGUGGAAUCAGCCUACACAUAUUGAUUUUAACUUACAGGUGAAAAGGCAGAGUGGUAAGAAAGCUAUUAUUUUGAUAUAAAUAAGACUUGCCUAUCUCUGAGGCAGCUGUAGGCAUAACUUCUACAGUUUUUCAAGCUUUUAACUGUCUUUUUUAUGACUGGUUAAACACAGGAUUGUCACUGAUUCCUAAAGUACUCUACUUGAAGCAGGACAAGAUUCCUGCUUGUUUGUGUCAUUGUAGCAGGUCACAGUUGAUAGCCCACGAGUAAAAAUCACUAUAUACUAGCACCAGGAACAUGUGACUUUCUUUGGAUUUCAAUUUACUAAAAAGUGCACCUAUGCAUUUUUAUUUUUUCUCUCAAAGUUGUUUCACAAAAUUGAAAAGUGUGUGCCAAACGAUUUUUUUUUUUUGUUCAUUUAAUAAAGUUAAACACUGCAGUUUUUACUCAUGGCAGUUGUUCCCUGGGUCUGAGAUGAAGACCAAACACUUUUUACUUGAAUAGUGCAUUACAGGAACUCAAUUGUGACACUUGGAUUAAAUAAGGAAUAGUUACCAUGCAUAGAAGGAAGUUGCUUUCAUUCUUCUCCUAAAUUUUCAACUCUAUUUUACUGUAAAAAGCAAUUUUGUAUUUUUCAAGCUUUUGACCAUUAAAUUCUUGUUACCCAUUCUUU
Molecule: messenger RNA, 2800 nt
Organism: Empidonax traillii (willow flycatcher)
Lineage: Eukaryota; Metazoa; Chordata; Aves; Passeriformes; Tyrannidae
Gene: GABRG3
Product: gamma-aminobutyric acid type A receptor gamma3 subunit
Exons: 10
Coding region: 145-1515 (456 amino acids)
Biological process (GO): synaptic transmission, GABAergic; regulation of postsynaptic membrane potential; monoatomic ion transmembrane transport
Cellular component (GO): dendrite membrane; GABA-A receptor complex; postsynapse
Molecular function (GO): GABA-A receptor activity; GABA-gated chloride ion channel activity; benzodiazepine receptor activity
Source: RefSeq, a predicted model, not a curated record